This is a messenger RNA of Thermothelomyces thermophilus ATCC 42464, 585 nucleotides long. RefSeq lists its product as uncharacterized. Lineage: Eukaryota; Fungi; Ascomycota; Sordariomycetes; Sordariales; Chaetomiaceae. Bases 165 to 530 code for a protein of 121 amino acids. The record is from RefSeq and is a predicted model, not a curated record. The transcript has a single exon.
CCCCCGCACAUCUGGGUUUUUCCCUGCCUAACCUUGAUGCUAGACCCUACAAAUCUCCUAAAUACAGUAGCUGUAAUAAUUCUGGAGCGUUUUGGUAAGCUUUUUUUUGUCGAUUUGAUAGAUCUGACUAACUAGCUAUUAGCCUCUGUAGUGCCUUUUAUACAAUGGCUGCGGUGCCUACCAAGUCUACGCCCACCAAGUCUAUCCCGACCGAGUCUAUCCCGACCGAGUCUAUCCCGACCGAGUCUAUCCCGACCGAGUCUAUCCCGACCGAGUCUUCAGUGCCUACCAAAUCAAGCCGCAAAUAUACGACUCUUGCCCAACGGGUACAGGCUCUGACUCUCCACGCAAGGGGAGCCAAGACAUCGGAAAUCGAGGCUAUAACUGGGAUGAAAGAGAGGGCAUUCUAUACAAUGUUGAACAGAGCAAAAGAGCGGGGAUAUAUACCAGGUGGCCCUGUCAAGGAUGAGCAUGUCGCAAAUGCUCCAAAAUCUGGAAGGCCGAAAAGGGUAACUAAACCUGUUGCCUAAGUUAUUGAACAGGUGGUAAAUAAGAAUAGUACCAUAAGACAAUACUCCUGCUAAC